This is a messenger RNA of Manihot esculenta (cassava), 1476 nucleotides long. RefSeq lists its product as uncharacterized. NCBI's taxonomy places the organism in Eukaryota, Viridiplantae, Streptophyta, Magnoliopsida, Malpighiales, Euphorbiaceae. The record is from RefSeq and is a predicted model, not a curated record. The transcript has a single exon. Bases 1 to 1476 code for a protein of 491 amino acids.
AUGAGUUUUCCGACAUAUGGAAUUGUACACUGGGAUGGUAAUGUUAUUAGAACCGAAUUAGGUUACGACUAUGUUGGUGGCCAGCACCUUUUUUUCCGUAUUAAUCGAAGGUUGAAUUAUGAGGAUCUUUUUAUGAAAAUAGUUCGUUCUACAAAUUUGUUAGACCACAACGAAUUUAUAUGCAAGAUUGAAUAUAGAAAACCAAUUAUUAAUGAUAACGAUUACAAAUUUGAACUAGUUAAGCUGCUGAACGAUGCCGAUGUAGAGAUGAUGUUCGAUUACGUCAGUAGUCUAGGGUCUGAGAGCAUAGUCUUUUAUGUCGAUGUCGUUAGAGAUAUUCAUAGAAAUGAGAACGAUGAUUGUGCUGGUCCCUCUUAUACUGAUCCGAAGACGAGGUCACACUGUAUUUUGCAUUCGAAUAUUGAUGAGCAAGACAAAAUUAUAGUCAGUCCAAUUAGUCUGUUUUGUACUGAAGACUUAAACUUUAAUGCUGUUGAUAGUGUUGUUAAUGAAGUUGUGGAUGAAGUUGAUGAAUAUGUUGACUCAGAGAGAUUAUCUGAUUCUGACAUUAACGAGUACGAAAGUGGUUGGAUUGAGGACGACGAAUUAUUAUCAGGUGAUGAUAAUGUUAUUGCUCAGUAUACUAAUCCUAUUUUGCCACUAGUUCAUCCACCGCCAUUUUCAGAAAUAGAUUUUGAAUUAAUGCGUGUGGACCCUUAUGCAAAGCCACCGACUGAUAUGUUUUGGAGUCCGAAUAUGGAGUUUUCUGUUGGAAUGAUUUUUCCAAACAGAGAUGCUGUCAUGGCAGCAGCUAAGGAAUAUCAUUUGCAUAGACAUCAUCAGUUUUGUUGUUAUGAGACAAAGAGAAAAACAUAUAGUAUUAUAUGCAAGAAUAAAAAACAUAACUGUAAAUGGCAUAUGCGUGCUUCAAUGAAGGAGGGAUCUGAGGUUUGGAAAAUUGUAUCGUAUAAUGGGCCGCACACUUGUUCAAAUGCAAUUGUUGAAAAAGACCAUCCUCAAUUGGAUAAUAAAUUUUUAUGUAAAUUUAUUUUGCCUAUGAUAGAAGAACAACCACAAAUUAAAAUCAAAACACUUCAGGCUGAAGUUAGAGAUAAAAUUGGAUAUGAACCUUCAUAUUCAAAAACGUGGAAGGCAAAACAAUUUGCAAUUAGGAAAAUUUUUGGUGGAUGGGAUGAAUCGUAUGGAAGGCUUCGUAAGUACAUGAAUGCAGUGUGCCACUUCAAUCCUGGUUCGAUCUUCAUAAUUGAAGAUGAUCCCCAUUACAUAAAUGAUCGUUUGGAUCGUACUUCUCGUGUAUUUGAUCGUAUGUUUUGGGCUUAUCGUCAAUCUAUUGAAGGAUUCAAGCAUUGUCGACCAGUAAUUUUUGUUGACGGGCGUCGAUACAACACAAGACGAUCAAAUGAGAGGAGACCACAACAUUGUGGCACCGGCGGUCAUUUACAUGGUUAUCAUUAG